Molecule: messenger RNA, 630 nt
Organism: Magnolia sinica
Lineage: Eukaryota; Viridiplantae; Streptophyta; Magnoliopsida; Magnoliales; Magnoliaceae
Exons: 2
Coding region: 1-630 (209 amino acids)
Source: RefSeq, a predicted model, not a curated record
AUGUCAAGCAACUCUGAUGAAGUUGAGGAGGUCCAAGGAGCGAAGGUCGACUCCGAACCGGGGACCACCGACUCAGGGCCCGGGGACUCUGAAGGUCCCUUUGAGGCUAUACCGCUUAACCCCUCGACCCAGAGAACUGUGGGUCCAAGGACUGAAAGUCGAGGCAGGAGACUGAAGAGGGCAGUUAGAGAUCCUGCAGGACAGUCGAAGACAAGUCCAUCGGGAGGCAGACCAAAGCCAUUGGUCCCUGGGGGCUCGGUUCUGGUCGAGUCCGAGAUGGCUCAGAUUCGCGAAGACUACCAAAUCCCAGACUCGGUAGGAAUGGAAGCAGGCGGCUCGAAAAGAAAGAGGCUGGUGGUACCGUGCCCUUCGAUGAGCAUGGUCCUCGCUAAUGAGCCAAGGACCAAGAUGACAGGGAAGAAGAGAAAGGCUUCUGAAGCCGGGCCUGCCUCGGCAGAAGCUGCAUCUGCCCCAGCCGAAGCUGUGCCCACUCCAGCCCUAACCCCUGCCCUUGAAGCGCAAUCCCCAAAGGCCCCCGUCGGAGCCGAGCUUAUCAUCAUCUCGACUCCGACUCCGGAGGGGCAAGCCUCCGAGGUUCCACCCACACUCCCUGCUGGCCCCCUUGGAUAG